Molecule: messenger RNA, 2460 nt
Organism: Eriocheir sinensis (Chinese mitten crab)
Lineage: Eukaryota; Metazoa; Arthropoda; Malacostraca; Decapoda; Varunidae
Product: zinc metalloproteinase nas-6-like
Exons: 12
Coding region: 80-1438 (452 amino acids)
Biological process (GO): proteolysis
Molecular function (GO): metalloendopeptidase activity; zinc ion binding
Source: RefSeq, a predicted model, not a curated record
AGAUGCUCUCUGAUCUGUCACCCCCACCACACGCAGCUACACCUUCGCAGGCUUAGGCAGUGCGCAGGAAGCCGUGGUCAUGAAAGGUCAAGCGUGGGCGUGCGUGGCGGCGGUGGUGUGGGUGGUGGCGUGUGGGGGAGCGGAUGGCGCCGUGCAGGGACGAUCUUCCGACCCCAACACCAUCGUACCCCACCAUGACCCUGUGAUGAUGGACAUGCCUAACAUCCCCUUCGGCGAACCCCCCGGCGUGGACACAGACACACUCGGCGAACCUCUCAACCCAGAUGACUUCGCGCAGACAAACAUAAUGAUCGCCCACGACCCCGCUGAAGAAGACCCCAACGCCGAGGACCCGAUUUUACUGGCGGCUCGCUUCCAAGGAGACAUCAUCGUGCAGAGCCCCGAACAGCUGAGGGACAUUAUGAGCUCGGGGCCAAAGGCCCGCAACAUCGUCAAAGAGGCGUCAAAGCUGUGGCCUGACGGAAUCGUGCCAUACGUCCUGUCUUCGUCUUACACUGCCGAGGAGAGGAAAGUGAUCGCCAAGGCCAUGGACAACUUACAGACGGCCACGUGCAUCCGUUUCAGGCCCCGAAAAGCAGAGGCCAACUUUAUCCAUCUGUUUAAGAGCAUGGGGUGUUCAAGUUCGGUGGGCAUGCAGCAGGGGGAGCAGGCCGUGACGCUGGGCCCCCGCUGCAUCUACGUCGGGGUGGUGAUGCACGAGCUGAUGCACGCGCUGGGCUUGUGGCACGAACACUCCCGCUACGACAGGGACAGCAAGAUCCGCAUCCUGACCAACAACAUCAAAGCCGGCAUGGAGUACAACUUCGAUAAAUUAGGUCCCGAGAAGAUACAGACCAUGGGACUGCCAUACGACACGUCCUCUCUCAUGCAGUACGGGAAAAACGCCUUCGCCAAGGAGAAUGGACUAAACACCAUUGAGCCCAUCCAGGCGGGGGUGGAAAUUGGCCAGCGCCGGGCACUUUCAACUAUUGACAAACAAAAACUGAACAAGAUGUACAACUGUAGGGGGUCAGGAGCACAGGGCGGCACAGCUACAGUCACCGCCCCAGGUCCAGGCCCGACUACAUGUACGGACCAUGACACCAACUGCAAGGCGUGGGCGCAGAGCGGGGAGUGUGAAAAGAACCCGGUGUACAUGCACAGCAGCUGCUGCACCUCCUGCAACAAGCCCAUGGUGUGUAAGGACAACAAUAACAGCUGCGGCCCCUGGGCUUCCAAAGGGGAGUGUACCAAGAACCCGGACUACAUGACGAGCCACUGCUCCCAAUCCUGCGGCCUGUGCGGCGGCUCUGGAGGAGGAAGCGGAGGCUGUGUGGACAACCACAAGGACUGUGCUGGUUGGGCGAGGACCCGGCAGUGCCAGUCCAAUCCUGCAUACAUGCUGCAGACCUGCAAGAAAUCCUGCAAUGUGUGUUGACCUACCACGAGAACAUGACCGAAGCUUUCCUUCCUGUGUGUCCUGAUCACCCAUUCUCGACAACCUCCUUUCCUUACUUGUUUCUCUCAGUACAUGAAAACCGUGACGCACAAACACUUGCUGUCGCUGCACCUCCACCUACAGGAUUAUUGUCCUUAUGCACCCAACACAAUGGACAGUCUUUCCAAGCGCCUGCUUGCCUGUCUCACACACCAUCACGUUGGCUUCUUCUUUCCAUACCGUCUGGCUGUUACUAAAACAAGUGUGUGCCCAACGAACACACCUUACUGUCUUCCAUUCACUAGUGUUUCUGUCUCAUGAUUUGUGUUGACCUUCCUUGCCUGCAGGCAGGUAUGUCUGCCACACAUUUCCUUGUUUUUCAUACACCUCGCUUUUUAUACAAAACAGCUGUUUGUCUUUCCCACUUUUAUGUGUUUGCCUGUACGACAAACUCAUUUUUGCUUUUCACACAGAAUGAUUUGCCUUUUCCACUCACAAUCUGCACUCCAUACACGUCCUUCUGCCUGCCCCGACACGUGCGCACUUCCCUCCAGUAGGUGCAGCAGACCUAUUCAAAUCCAGGAAGCGUCUGGCUCACCCGCACAUUCUAAGAUUUCACCCUAUCAUGUGGGUUUCAAUUCUUGCACACCUGCACACGUUUUCUCCUAAAAGACCUCAACAAAACCUGGCAAAUUUCCUUACGUGUCAGUCACUCUGGGACUUACUGCACACGAGGCUUGUGUAGUGGAGAGAAAACAUGAUAAUGAAAGAAUCAGACCACUGCGGUCAUGCUUCUCUGAAUGGAAUUGAUAUAUAAUUGAUAUAUACAGAAAAUUACACUACGCUUGCUUAAUGCACUGGGAAAAUUAAUGUAUAAAAAAGUGACAAAAAAAUCUCUUCCCUUUAAUAAACGUAACGAGGAGUUAAGUAUCACAGUUGUGCAAUUUUUCAUAAAAAAACUAUACAUUAUAAAGAGUGUUAAUCAGUGUUGCUUUUAGUGAUCCUAAUAAAAAUCUGUGGUA